CACAGGGACGGCCAGCUCCACACCGAUCCGCUUUCAGACACACACUCAACAUGACACUUCAGGAGGAGCUGCGGAGUCGUCAGUUCUGGCGGGCCAUAGCCGCUGAGGUGCUGGGCACGUUGGUAUUUGUGUCGGCAGUGCUUGGUUCCUCUAUGCCAGGGCCAGAGGGCAAUGAUGGGGGCCCUCUGUACCCUGCACUGGCGGCGGGAAUGGUGGCGGUAGGCCUGGGACACUGCUUUGGGGAGAUCAGUGGAGCCCAGGUAAACCCUGCGGUCACUCUGGCCUUCCUGGCCACCAGGCGCCUGGAGGCUCUGAGAGCGCUGGUGUAUGUAGCGGCCCAAUGCCUGGGCGCCACUCUGGGCACGGGGAUCCUCUACCUGGCCUUGCCACAGAAGUCCACCGCAGAGUCCUUUGCCAACAAGGUUCCCAUGGAGGUGAACGCAGGCCAGGCGCUGGGGAUGGAGAUGCUGGCCACCUUCCAGCUGGUCUUCACCAUCUUCUCCGUGGAGGACCAGCGGCGGCGGGAGGGGGCAGAGCCAGGGAACCUGGCCAUCGGCUUCUCACUGAGCGCAGGGAUCUUUACAGCAGGUCGCCUCUCAGGGGGCAGCAUGAAUCCUGCCAGGACUCUGGGCCCCGCCAUCAUCACUGGGGUCUGGGAGUACCAUUGGGUGUACUGGAUUGGGCCGGUGUUAGGCGCGAUCCUGGCUGGCGUGUCCCACGAGUUCUUCUUUGCUCCCAGCGCAUCCAGACAGAAGCUGGUGGCGUGUCUGACCUGCAAGGACAUCGAGAUGGUGGAGACCGCCAGCGUCUCCCGCUCCUCCCUCUCGACUGUCACGCAGACGGCCAUGAGGGCUAAGCAGGCCCACAAGUCUGAGCACACCUGAGCUGACUGCCUCAGCAAGAGAGAGAGAGAGAGAGAGAGAGAGAGAGAGAGAGAGAGAGAGAGAGAGAGAGAGAGAAUGAGUGAGAGAGAGGAGAGAGAUCUGUAUGUAUGCAUGAAUGAUGUGUCUCUCUUGUAACAUAUCUGUGUAUGCAUAUAUUGCACAGUGUUUCAGUAUGUCUGCAAACUCUUUUAACAAUUCAGUAUUCUAUUGUGUAAAAUAUGGGCAAACGAUGUGAUAAUAACAUUUGGAUAAACAAAUUCUAAAAAUAAAAUAAGUUGAAUAGAAAAUACAUAAUGAAUUUCCAAAGAGAGUCAUGUGAAGAGAAAGUGUUAAAAACAAAUGUGCUACUCCUUAUCUUCAGAUGAAUUAUGACAAAAAGACUGCAGUGACCUAAUGGAGAGCUAAUUAGCAUAGUAACUGAUUUAGCUAAUUAACGAUCAGUUGCCUUAAUCAGUUUCAUUAAUAUGGGUCAUGGAAAUGCUUCACCUUUAUUUUUAUAUAAUAUUCAUGUUAUGCCAUGAAUGUGUAUUCGUUUUAUUGGACACAUUGACAGUGUUGUUUUUCCUGUUGUUUAUUACUCCAAAACAAAUGACUUUUGCACAACUGAUUUAUCAAUAAAGAUUUGGUAUGAUUUGGUCCUUGCUAAAUAUAAAUAAACUUACCUUACCUUACCUUACCUUACCUUUCUAAACCCAUUUUGGAUUCUGUCUAGCUGUCUAAUGAUAUUUGAAAAAAAACGUCUUAUGUGUCCUGUGUCUGAAAUAUUUUUUUGUAGCAGUGAUCAUGAUCAGGCUUAUUUAUGCUUUAUCUAGCGCUAUUGUUGUCAUGUCAUUUUCACAUAAUUACACCUGUCUUGUGUGUCACCUUUUUGUUUGGAAAAUUGUCACUACACAUAUGGCUCCACUGCAUAUUUGAACACUAAAUUUAAAAUACAAAGUUAUUGUUAUUAUUCUGUGAAUUCUAUUUGGUUCUAUUUUUUCAUUUUUUAUUUAGGCCAUAGGACAUUACUGUCAGUAUGAUGAUAAUGCAUUAUAAACUGUCAAUUUGGAUGUUAUUGUCAUUUUUAUUGAUGUCAUUGUAAGUCGCUUUGGACAAAAACGCCUGCUAAGAACGAUAAACAUAAACAU
This is a messenger RNA of Alosa alosa (allis shad), 2011 nucleotides long. RefSeq names its product aquaporin-4. The coding region runs from base 51 to 884 and encodes 277 amino acids. Lineage: Eukaryota; Metazoa; Chordata; Actinopteri; Clupeiformes; Clupeidae. The record is from RefSeq and is a predicted model, not a curated record. Gene Ontology annotation, molecular function: water channel activity. Gene Ontology annotation, cellular component: plasma membrane. Gene Ontology annotation, biological process: transmembrane transport. The transcript has 6 exons.